Molecule: messenger RNA, 2282 nt
Organism: Coniophora puteana RWD-64-598 SS2
Lineage: Eukaryota; Fungi; Basidiomycota; Agaricomycetes; Boletales; Coniophoraceae
Product: cytochrome P450 sterol C22-desaturase
Exons: 5
Coding region: 531-2099 (522 amino acids)
Biological process (GO): sterol metabolic process
Molecular function (GO): iron ion binding; heme binding; monooxygenase activity
Source: RefSeq, a predicted model, not a curated record
GCAAAAGUUCGUUCGGUCUGUCAACGGAGCGGGUUCACUAGCUGGUUGUUAGGCCAAACGACUCGAGGUCAGCUGCUUCCCAUGGGCAGGGCUCAACUACAGGUUGAUGAAGAGAAGAUCUUCGCUUGGACGCCAACUUUGGACUGUCCAUGCAUAUACUUAUUGACUUGAAGAAUGUUUACCCCCCGGAGAGGACACUCACGAGACUGCGAAGAAACAGUGCGGCCACUCGCAAGUAUAGUAAGAGCAGGUGAGUCAAUUAGAUCGUGAAGCUGACAAGACGUGCUUGGGAUGUCAACGCAUGUCAGCUUGGAGUUGCUGAUCCCGUCGGGAGGGUCGGACUAUUAAGACUUUUCCCAUGGCCAAAUCAUCGACUGAUUUUUGACCGGCCAAUCAGAAUGCGCGCUGACACUUUUUAGUGCCAUUAAUUUCUGAGCAUUUUCGCUUGUGUUGCUAUCACCCCAGUCCAACGCUCGUUCCGUCUCUUCCCCAGUUCAUAGCUCGCUCGUCGUCGCAUACGUCGACUAGCUAUGGCUUCCUACCUCAAGCACCUCACCGCCUCCGCGCCCCUUCCUUCCUUCACCCGCGAGGCUCUUGCCGACAUCCCCAUUCGUUCCCUGUUUGAGAACGCGAACGUGUCUCUGGCCAACACCCCCUGGUACUGGACCGCUGCUGCCAUUAUCGGCUCGCUUCUCGUCCUCGAGCAGUCCGUAUACAGGUACAAGAAGAAACACCUCCCUGGCUCGUCAUGGACUAUCCCGCUUAUUGGCAAGUUUGCCGAUUCGGUUAAUCCUACCAUGGAGGGCUACAUGGCCCAGUGGGCCCAAGGGGCGCUGAGCGCUAUCAGCGUGUUCAAUAUUUUCAUCGUCAUGGCAUCGACGAACGAACACUCGCGGAAAAUCCUCAAUUCGCCAAACCACGCUGAGCCUUGCCUCGUCUAUUCGGCGAAGAAGGUUCUUAUGGCUGAGAACUGGGUAUUCCUCACUGGCAAAGAGCACGUCGACUACCGCAAGGUCCUCAACACGCUUUUCACGCGUAAGGCCCUUGCGACUUACAUCAACAUCAUGGACUCGAUCACUCGUGAGCACAUUACUGAAUGGCUUGCCGAUGCUGCACGUGAUCCCUCGCCGAAGCCUAUCAUGAUGACUGCCCGCAAUCUGAACAUGGAGACGUCCCUCCGCGUCUUCUGCGGCCGGCAUGUUCCCCAGGAGGGCGCUCGCGAGAUCGCCGACAAGUACUGGCACAUCACCAAGGCUCUCGAGCUUGUCAACUUCCCCUUCGCAUUGCCCGGUACCAAGAUCUACAAUGCUAUCCAGGCGCGCAAGGUCGCCAUGCGCUGGCUCGAGACCGCCGCCGCCAAGGCCAAGGCUGCUAUGGCUGAGGGCGGUGAGCCCGAAUGCAUGCUCGAGGAGUGGGUCCGUGUGAUGGAGCAGCCGACGUACAAGGGCCGCAAAGACUUUAGCAACAAGGAGAUGGCCAUGGUCGUGCUCUCGUUCUUGUUUGCUUCCCAGGAUGCCAUGAGCAGCGGUUUGAUCUACGGCUUCCAGCACCUCGCUGACAGCCCCGAGAUCCUCGCCAAGCUUCGUGAGGAGCAGUACCGUGUCCGUGGCGGAGACGUCGACAAGCCUAUGACCCUUGAGAUGAUCGACGAGAUGCCUUACCUCAUGGCCUUUGUCAAGGAGAGCAUGCGGAUGAAGCCCCCUGUGACCAUGGUCCCUUACAAGACGACGAAGGCCUUCCCGAUCUCGAAUGACUACACCGUUCCUAAUGGCAGCAUGGUCAUCCCUACGUUCUACAACUCCCUGCACGACGAAUCGAUCUACCCCAAGUCCGAAGAGCUCAUCCCUGAGCGCUGGCUGGACGCGGACAGCUCUGCCAACGCCAACCCCCGGAACUACCUCGUCUUCGGCAGCGGCCCGCACAGAUGUAUCGGCAUCGAGUACGCGACGAUGAACAUGGGCCUCGUUCUUGCGCUUGCGAGCAUCCUGAUGGACUACGAGCACGUCUUGACGCCCGAGAGCGAGAAGGUCCAGAUCAUCGCCACGCUGUUCCCCAAGGAUGGCUGUCUCCUCAAGCUGACGCCUCGCCCGCGCCCAUGAGGCUCACAAAACGACGUGGAGGAGACUGACGGGAAUGAUACCCCUAUUCACUAUUAAUGAAGAUAGACGGGGGGAUUUUGGCGACGCGGCUUAAUAUUCGUCUGAUUCAACUGUGCAUCUUACUUUGCUUCGUUUUUUUAUCAUGUUUAUGCUAGUGCCCAAUGCGAUGUGUGUGCUCAGGCA